GCAUUUUAAAAAUUGAUACAAAUGUUAAAAAUAAUUAUUUGGUUUCAAAAUUUUUGUACAAGUUUAUUUUUUACCGCCUUUACUGUCAAUUCGAGUGCGUAAAAAUGCUUGAAUUACAAAGAAAGCGUGUGGAGCGUGCACUUGCUGGCAUGGUUGAUAAAUUAUACAAAUCCAAUCUACGCCAGUUACAGAUGGAAAUGCACGUUUGCUCUGCCAAAUGUUGUGAGGAUGAAAAUGGAAGCAUUGAUUCAGUUUCUAAAUGUAUAGAAAAAUGUACCAGACCAUUAGUACGUGCACAGGAAUACUUGCAAUCCGAAUUUGUAGAAUUUCAAACUCAGUUGCAGAGUUGUGUGGCGGAGUGCAAUGUAUCUAAUCAUGGUAAUGCUGCGAAAUUUAUGGACGAAGCAGAGCUUGAGAAAUUCCGAGCCCGAUUUGAAAAGUGCGCUACGAAAUGUGUAGACAAGCAACUUAGUUUAAUCCCGACAAUGUUGAAAACUAUGGAAACUGUGCUUUCCAAUGGACCUAACAAUUUAAAACGGGCAUAGUUUUAUUCAACUCAAAAGAACAUUUGCCCUAAUAUUCUGUGAAAACAAUUACCAUUUACAUUGGACAAAAAGCUUAUUGAAUUUUCUAUAUAUAGGAAGCCUAUGGAUUUUUGAUUUUGAAUAUUAAGACAACUUUACUUGUAAAUUGUGAUACUAUAACCAGUCGAAAAGUUUAAGAAAUUAAAUUGCAUUCUCUAUUCAGCAAAUGGAUCGCAAGGAUAUUAAUACACAUUUGCUGAUAAAUUGGCUAAUGGAUCCUAAUAAUAUUAAGACAACGUUGCUGAUAAUAAUGACCAGACGCUGAUUCAAUGGGUUGAUCAAUGGACUUCGUAAAAUAAAAAUAGACAUACUCCACAUAUUUUCUUACAUUGAAAGAUUUGCUGUUAUUGCUUAUAUUUUGUAUUAUUAACAACAAAUUGGAUUUAAAUUUUUAAAACUAAUAAAUGCAUUCAUUUUCGGCAAACAAUAUUGUAAA
Molecule: messenger RNA, 1020 nt
Organism: Teleopsis dalmanni
Lineage: Eukaryota; Metazoa; Arthropoda; Insecta; Diptera; Diopsidae
Product: protein FAM136A-like
Exons: 5
Coding region: 105-545 (146 amino acids)
Cellular component (GO): cytoplasm
Source: RefSeq, a predicted model, not a curated record